ACCCCAUCACAACCCACGCACCGGUCUUUGCUCACAAAAGCAAGCAGAAUAAAGAAAUAGACGAGCCAGAGACAGGAGGGGCUUUCAGGGACCCGAUUACAGAUUGGCAAGGGAGAAUCAAUCCCACCACCACCUCCUCCAACCACCGUCAGCAUCUCGCUUGCAGUCACCAACACCCCCAUUAGAGCCAACCAGUCUAAUCAUCAUGCCCUCGGGUCCAAAAAAGAGGAAAGCAGCCAAGAAAAAGAAGAAGGAACGGGCAGCCAACACCCAGUCUACAACUAGCUCUCAAGGAAAUGGUGAUCUGAAAACCCAUUAUGAGAAGGAAAGUGAUAGUGGUGAUGUGAGUUCUCCUACAUCACAAGACCACCAUCAUCCGUUGGAGGAAGAGGAAGAGGAGGAGAAGAAGGAUUCUGCUGCUGCUGCUGUUGGUGGGUCUGUUAUGGCCGAUACCAAAUCGAUAGAGGGGCCCCUAAAUGGUGGGAGUAGUGAAGGGGAGAGUAAACAGAAGGUAGAAGUAGAGGAGGUUGUUGAGGUUGUUAGGGAAUUCAAACCUGAUGAGGGUUCUGAGGGAAGCAGUGUUUUUAUCGAACAUGUUGAGUAUGCGAAGAAUUCCCGUGAUGAUGGAUCGUCUGGGGAUGCUGGGAGUUCCAGUAGUAGUUCUGAUGAUGAGUCUGGGAACGCUCAUGUGGUCGGGGAGGGUGCUUCGGUAGCAGAGUCGGGAAAAUUGGAAGAGGAGAAGGGUUCGAUUAGGGAGACUGUGCUUAUUAUUGAAUCGGUUCAGACGGCAGAUGCUUUGUCUGAAGAGGUGAGUCAAGUGGUUGAGGCCACCGAGGUUGAGGAGACUGAGGCUACACAGGUAAUUGUUUCGGAAUUGAAGGUAAAAGAGGAGGAGCCGCCUUUGCCUUCUUCGGACAGGACUAGUGGGGUUUCGGGUGUGAUUGAUUUGGGAUUGAAGGAAAAUGAGAGUAAUGUUUUGCGGUCACCAGAUUCUCCACCUGUGGAAUCUAGUAAUGUUGUUUUUUCUGGCGAACAUCAUAAUGAACCUGAGGUUCCUGAAAGCUUAGAAAAUCAGCAGCAGCAAGAGGUACACCCAGCUCCGCCAACAGUACGGCCAACUUCAUGGAAGUGUUGCUGUGGCUUAUUUGAGGUUCUGAUGGUCUCCAGCAGAUGAUUGUAGAUACAGGGCAUGGUGAGGAGUUGAGGUGGGCAGAAAAGUGCAGUCGACUACUGAAAUUGGGGUUUAUAAGUUUGAGAAGUUUUAAGUGAGUUAUUAGGUUGUGAUUAUAUCAUGUUCAAGAUUGUCUUAUGAGGAAUAAUGGACAAGGGAGCUGACUACAAGUAUUGUGAUAGGAAUAGUUUUGCGGUUGAUAAGCAGCUCGAACUUGCUAGAGUUUGCAGAGUGACUUUCUAUUGGGUUUAGUGAUGGAUAAUGUUCCUUGUGGGUAUUUAUUUAUUUUUUUUGUUUUUAAUUGAGGAAGAUGAUCCCUUGUUAUUUGUUAAUUACGGUGGUCCUGUAAUUUGAAGUUCCCCACAUCCCUAUCAUGACAUAUGGUUGCAUUUGCACAUUCUUUGAUCGGAUAAAUGCUCAUGGAUUUACAGUUCUGAAUGGUGAAAGACAUCUGCUUUAGAAUUAUUUUUCCUGCAUCAGGAAAGGAGAAUGUUAGCCUUUUAUU
Messenger RNA from Nelumbo nucifera (sacred lotus), 1676 nucleotides. RefSeq lists its product as uncharacterized. Lineage: Eukaryota; Viridiplantae; Streptophyta; Magnoliopsida; Proteales; Nelumbonaceae. The record is from RefSeq and is a predicted model, not a curated record.